Messenger RNA from Python bivittatus (Burmese python), 3520 nucleotides. NCBI's taxonomy places the organism in Eukaryota, Metazoa, Chordata, Lepidosauria, Squamata, Pythonidae. The record is from RefSeq and is a predicted model, not a curated record.
AUCUUAUCCAAUGUUGCCAUCUAUCUGUGCACCAUCUGUGUGGGUAUCAUGUCUUACUACAUGGCAGACCGUAAGCACCGCAAAGCCUUCCUAGAAGCUCGGCAGUCUCUGGAGGUCAAGCUCAACCUUGAGGAACAAAGUCAGCAGCAGGAACGGUUGAUGCUUUCAAUUCUGCCCAGGCAUGUAGCGGAUGAGAUGCUGAAGGAUAUGAAGAAAGAUGCAAGCCAGAAAGAAAUGCAGCAGUUCAAUACCAUGUAUAUGUACCGCCAUGAAAAUGUCAGUAUCCUCUUUGCUGACAUCGUAGGUUUUACGCAGCUGUCAUCCUCAUGCAGUGCCCAGGAAUUGGUGAAACUUUUGAAUGAACUCUUUGCUCGAUUUGAUAAACUAGCAGCUAGGUACCAUCAACUGCGUAUCAAGAUUCUGGGUGACUGCUACUACUGUAUCUGUGGAUUGCCAGACUACCGUGAGGACCAUGCUGUUUGCUCAAUCAUGAUGGGUCUUGCUAUGGUGGAAGCUAUUUCCUAUGUGAGAGAGAAGACCAAAACAGAUGUGGACAUGCGUGUGGGGGUUCACAGUGGCACUGUCCUUGGUGGAGUCCUAGGACAGAAACGUUGGCAGUAUGAUGUAUGGUCCACGGAUGUAACUGUGGCUAACAAGAUGGAAGCAGGUGGCAUCCCUGGGCGUGUACACAUUUCUCAGAGCACCAUGGACUGCUUGAAAGGAGAAUUUGAGGUGGAACCAGGAGAUGGUGGGUCACGAUGUGAAUACCUAAAGGAAAAGGGGAUCGUCACCUACCUCGUACUAGUACCGAAGCAGCCACUUAAGAAUGGGAUCAAUGGGGUGAAGUUAUCUGUCUCAUCCUCCCAUGGGAACUCACCUCAACUGAUCAACACCAAAGAAUGCAAUGGGAGCAUUAAUACCACCUGCACAACCCCAGAUGAAGCAGAGGAAUCGGAUGCUAGGGUAGUGAAUCCUUCCUUUCCCAACCCUCGGAGGCGUCUUCGCUUACGUGACUUAGCAGAGAGAGUGGUGGAUGCUUCAGAGAAUGAGCAGGAACUCAAUAAGUUGCUUAAUGAGGCCUUGCUGGAGAGGGAAUCUGUGCAGGCGCUAAAAGGCAGGUCCACCUAUCGCCUCUCCAUGCGUUUCAUUGAUCCCGAGAUGGAGACACGUUACUCUGUGGAGAAGGAGAAGCAGAGUGGGGCUGCCUUCAGCUGUUCAUGUGUGGUCCUAUUUUUCACUGCUCUGGUGGAGAUCUUCAUUGAUCCACGGCUGCUAGCAAAUUAUGUGACAUUCGUUAUUGGCGAGAUCCUUCUACUCAUCUUGACCCUUUGUUCACUGGCUGCCAUCUUUCCCAGGGUUUUCCCUAAAAAGCUUGUGUCUUUUUCCACGUGGAUUGACAGAACUCGUUGGGCCAGGAACACCUGGGCCAUGUCUGCCAUUUUCAUCCUAACCAUGGCUGACAUUGUAGAUAUGCUCAGCUGCCAGCAGUGUUAUUACACCAUUGUCAAUGAUACAGUUCCAGCAGUGCUUCCAGGUGGUUGUGUGGAGAAUCCCAAGUACUACAGCUACAUAGCUGUGCUGGCACUCAUUGCAACCAUAAUGCUGGUUCAAGUCAGCCACAUGGUGAAGCUCACUCUGAUGGUGAUGAUCACAGGGGCAGUGGGCGUGGUCAACAUUCUGGCUUGGCAACAGAUCUUUGACAGAUAUGAUCAGGAACGAUUCCAGGAGAACAUGGUCUCACUAGUUCCAUCAAAGUAUUCCAUGACAGCGAUGAUCUUGGUGAUGAUGCUCAGUUUCUACUAUUUCUCACGCCAUGUGGAAAAGUUAGCUAGGACUUUAUUCUUAUGGAAGAUUGAUGUUCAUAACCAGAAGGAGCGUGUAUAUGAGAUGCGACGCUGGAAUGAGGCUCUGGUGACCAACAUGCUGCCAGAGCACGUGGCACGCCAUUUCCUUGGCUCUAAGAAACGAGAUGAGGAGCUGUAUAGUCAGUCUUACGAUGAGAUUGGUGUUAUGUUUGCCUCCCUCCCCAACUUUGCUGAUUUCUAUACAGAGGAAAGUAUAAAUAAUGGUGGUAUUGAGUGCCUUCGCUUCCUCAAUGAAAUAAUCUCAGAUUUUGAUGCGCUCCUGGAUGAUCCCCAGUUCCGGUGCAUCACCAAGAUCAAAACCAUUGGCAGCACAUAUAUGGCAGCUUCUGGUGUGACACCUGAUGUCAACAGCAAUGGUUACAACAAUGCUAUUAAGAAGGAAGAUCUUUCAGAAAAGGAGCGCUGGCAACAUUUGGCAGAUCUUGCAGACUUUGCCUUAGCCAUGAAAGAGACCUUGAUGAACAUUAACUAUCAGUCCUUCAAUAACUUCAUGCUGCGAAUAGGUAUGAAUAAAGGAGCAGUUCUAGCAGGCGUCAUUGGUGCCCGUAAACCUCACUACGACAUUUGGGGGAACACUGUGAAUGUGGCAAGCCGGAUGGAGUCCACGGGUGUCAUGGGAAAUAUACAGGUGGUGGAGGAAACUCACUUUAUCUUGAAAGAGUAUGGCUUCCGUUUUGUGCGUCGAGGGCACAUUUAUGUCAAAGGCAAGGGUGACUUACUGACCUAUUUCAUGAAAGGACGUGAAAAGCAAGGUUCCUUUAUCAAUGGUUCAUGUGUAACUUUGCCCCACCAGGUGGUUGACAGUUCUUGAAGCUCUCACACUCUACAUGCAGAUAGCAGAAUAAAGCAGGUACCUCUGUAAUGCCCAAAGACAAACAGCUUUCAGCACCUGCUGCUCUGGAUGGGAGAUUGAUAUAUACACUGCUAAUAUAAUUAGAUUUACAGGAAAUCACCCCUUUGCUUGUUCCUUUCUUCUUGAACAUUUAUUAUUUGUAAAGGGGCUCCCUUGCCAUCAGUGUCUGCAUUUGUCUCUUGAUAUAGAUGGGGCAGGAGAAAGGAGGUUUCAAUAGAAAGAAUCCUGCCUCUUGCACAAAUAUGUGGCUUCUUGCACAUUCAGGUCUGGAGGUAAUAGAAUUCUCAUGGCAGCCUUGCUUGGAUAGAUCACCUUGAUUGCAUUAUCUUUUUAGUUCAAAUGUGCAGUGGUUUUGAUUUUUCAUGGAUCUAAGCUCUGCAUAGACUUUUUUGUAAAAAUAAAUGUAAGUUCGGAAUGGGUACUACAAAUAGAUGAUCUUGGAAAACUGCAUAAAGUUCACACUUGGCUCACUUGGUUCAAAUGGAGUUCAUCAUUGCCUCAAAAUAGGCAAAUAGAAAGGAAAAAAAGCAAGUGGAAUCUUUCUUUUCACUGCAACAAGAUGGAGAGGGAAAGGGAGAGAGACCAUUCAUGUAUAUGUACACGAAUGGUAAUAUAUAUGAUAAUAUAUAUGAGAACAGAUACUUUUAUAUUUUUAAUGUAUCUUAAUUGUGAAAGUAAGGUGCCUCUUUCAGGCUGUGCCUUGCUUCCUUUUCUGCCCUCAUCUUUGCUGAUGCUUUAAAAGGAAGAGAUUUAUACAGCCUGAUCCCAGGCUGUUUUAUUAAAAGCCUUCAUCUGAUUGUUA